AGAGGGGGUGAACGCACGGGUUUGAGCACCUGAGCAGGCUUGUGCUCGGUAAACCGAUCACCGCAGCCUCCAUUUCCCCGCCUCCAUUUCCUUCCUCCUCCUCCUCUGUCCUGCAUCAUCAACACAGGUUAUGCACGGCUCUGCCUGCAGUAUCCGUCCCGAACACUAAACACACCUCCUCUUCCUGACUCCAGUUGAUGCACCUCUCACUAACUGUUUCCCCCCUCUCCCUUUCCCCACCUCUUCCCUACCAAAACACACACGCACACACAUACACACGCACACACACACACGCACAGGUUGUACGGCACUGUGUGCAGUCGCUGCUGUCCCGCUGCCCGCCCUUCAAGGGCCUGGCCCCCGAGGUGUUGGAGCUGAUCGCGGCGCACUGCAUUCCCUCCGAGUACCCCACCGGGCACGAUGUGUUUAGGUUCGGAGAUGACGCGGAGGAGGGCGGGCUGUGGCUGCUGGAGGAGGGGGUGGUACUGGCGCACAGAAACCAGGAGCCGGAGGAGGCCCCCGCCGGCCCCUCGGGUGCGGGUGUGCCGUGUCUGCUGGGGGAGGGCAGUCUGCUGGCGGGGGUCAUACCCGCAUGCAGUCGCCGCAUGUGGACGCUGCGCACCAGCCGCCCCUGCCGCGCCUGGCAGCUGCGCGGCCCCUCGCUGCGGCUGGUGCAGCGGCUGUAUCCGCACGUGACGGGGGCGAUGCUGGAGUUCGUGCGGGAGCGGGUGAUGGCAUGGCUGGGGGGCGCGGCGGAGCAGGAGCACGACGGGUGGUGUGAGGUUGUUCAGCUGCUGAAGCGCUCCUUCAUCAUGGGGCCGCUGCGGGAGCGCAUCCAGGACUGCUACAUGGCACUGCAGCUGGUUGACCAGGUGGAGGGCAGUCUGGUGCGGGUGCUGGGCGCCUGGCUGGACAUGAGUGUGGAGCGGGAGCUGGUGAUGGAGGAGGACGCGGUUGACGAGCGCACCUCCGCCUUCAACGUGGCUGACGCCAUGGCUCAGGCUCAGGCGCACAACCGCACCCGCAUGACCUCCGAGCAGCACCAGCGCCAGCUGCACACGCCAGCAGCAACCCCCGAGCGGGC
This is a messenger RNA of Astrephomene gubernaculifera, 1084 nucleotides long. Lineage: Eukaryota; Viridiplantae; Chlorophyta; Chlorophyceae; Chlamydomonadales; Astrephomenaceae. The record is from the annotation of a GenBank genome assembly.